AUGCUAAGUAGUAGGUUACCACCUCCAAAACACUCACAACGACAGAUUUCGAGUACCUUGAGCUCAGAUCGUGUUGAGCCGAAAAUAUUAACUAAUCAAAUCGCCAAAAACAUUAAGCUUGAUGAUUUUAUUCCGAAGAGACAAUCUAAUUUCGAACUAUCGGUACCUCUUCCGACCAAGGCAGACAUCCAGGAAUGUACGGCAAGAACCAAGUCGUACAUCCAACGGCUAGUCAAUGCGAAAUUGUCGAAUUCAAACAAUAGGGCAUCGUCGAGAUAUGUCACCGAAACGCAUCAGGCACCCGCUGAUUUGAUAUUGAACAAUGGCCGGCAUAUUGAAGUUGUUUCUAAGCAGAUGGACCCAUUAUUGCCAAGGUUUGUUGGGAAAAAGGCUAGAAAGGUAGUUGCACCCGCGGAAAACGAUGAAGUGGUGCCUGUUCUUCAUAUGGGUGGCAGCAAUGAUAAAGAAGAAGCUGAUCCAAAUGACUGGAAGAUACCUGCUGCGGUAUCGAACUGGAAAAACCCCAAUGGUUAUACCGUGGCCUUGGAAAGACGUGUAGGUAAAUCCUCUAACAAUGAGAGUAAUAUUAAUGAUGGGUUUGCGAAGCUUUCUGAGGCGUUGGAAAAUGCUGACAAGAAGGCAAGGCAAGAGAUCAAGUCCAAAAUGGAAUUGAAAAGGAUUGCCAUGGAACAAGAAGCACUGGCUAAAGAAUCUAAGUUGAAAGAGUUGAGUCAGCGCAGCAGGUAUCACAAUGUGUCCUCUCAAACGGGGGCAGUAGUGAAACCUAAGAAGCAAAUGAGUACAGUGGCAAGACUAAAGGAGCUGGCAUACUCCCAAGGAAGGGACGUGUCUGAAAAGGUAAUUCUGGGCGCAGCAAAGCGUUCAGAACAACCGGAUCUACAAUAUGAUUCAAGAUACUUCACAAGAGGUGCAAACGCUUCCGCUAAAAGACAUGAGGACCAGGUUUACGAUAGCCCACUUUUUGUCCAGCAGGACAUUGAAAGUAUAUAUAAGACCAACUACGAACAGUUGGAUCAAGCAGUUAAUCUCAAAAGCAAAGGUGCUAAUGGUUCUCAUGGCCCCAUCCAAUUCACGAAAGCUGAAUCCAACGAUAAACCAGAAGACUACGGAGCUCAGAAUGAGCAGUAG
Saccharomyces mikatae IFO 1815 is the source of this 1149-nucleotide messenger RNA. It is a transcript of the gene PRP45, whose product is annotated as mRNA splicing protein PRP45. Gene Ontology annotation, biological process: mRNA splicing, via spliceosome. The record is from RefSeq and is a predicted model, not a curated record. Gene Ontology annotation, cellular component: spliceosomal complex. NCBI's taxonomy places the organism in Eukaryota, Fungi, Ascomycota, Saccharomycetes, Saccharomycetales, Saccharomycetaceae. The transcript has a single exon. Bases 1 to 1149 code for a protein of 382 amino acids.